Messenger RNA from Colletotrichum lupini, 1617 nucleotides. RefSeq lists its product as uncharacterized. The transcript is spliced from 8 exons. Lineage: Eukaryota; Fungi; Ascomycota; Sordariomycetes; Glomerellales; Glomerellaceae. Bases 1 to 1617 code for a protein of 538 amino acids. The record is from RefSeq and is a predicted model, not a curated record.
AUGCCUUCCAGCUCCACCAAAAUAACUGCAGCAUGCAACUUUGGCCAUGGCACAAAAUGGAUCUCGGAGGAAACAUCGACAAGCUUCUCCCAUUUUACGUACUGCAAAUUCGCAAACACCGCGCAGUGGCAUUACACUACUGUCCACGCUCUCCCCAUUAUUUCCCCCUUUCCACAGAGUAUCGCACUGCUCAAAAAGAAAGCUGUCUCGAGCUCUGACAACGGACACGGAGGCCACGGCGACUUUGACGACCGGUCAUUUCGGGGCUCAGAAAAUAGAAACAGACCGACCGUCGUUCCUGGUCGCCUACCUAUCCCAGGUACCCGCCGGGCCCGUCCAACGCGAGAUACCUGUCAACACCGACUGAAUCAAUCUACAAACACUCAGCUGCCGCUAUCCCACCUCCUGACACCCAUUACCUACCUAGGUACUACGUACACUAAGAGGGCAACACAAAAACAAGCUUUCAUCAUCAUCCAUCCCACGCCCAGCUCCCCUUUCCCCCUUCCAAGACGCCUUGACGCCCCCCCGGGGCCUGCACGGAUGGUGACUCCCGGCCAAUACCCGGCGUUCCCUCCGGCACGAGGUCUUGGGAUCUUGGGGUUUGUUUCCAAGACAUUCCCCUAUCUAAUCAACACUACUCCAUACCUUAUGGAUAGGUACAACACACAUAAUGAGGCCUUCACCGCAAUACCGCCCCGGCCCCCAGGUACGGAUACCCUAAUGAUCAAUCUGGACGGAGCAAGGCAUAUCGCGCAAUCGCCAGAUAUCGCAGCCCAUGGCAGCCAUCGUGGCACACCCGCAGCCCGCAGCCCGACAGCCCCGUCCCACGUUCCUAUCCACCGCCCUUCCAUGACCUUUCCUAAAUCGUUACCGACGGCCAACGACUUGCAAUCACCCUUCCGUCAUCAUUCUCCAACUUACGUCAAGAUUCCCAAGAACCAUACUGCGUACUCAACUUCCGGAUACCUUUGCCCAGACAACACACCAUGCCAUCAAGCGUGCCUCGGCACCAUCACAUCGCAAAUCCUCCAACGAGAAGCCAAAGGCACCUCCCGCCCCCCCGUCCUCCCCCGCCCCCGCCCGCUGAUUUGUUCCCGCUCAUCACUCACCAUCCCGCAGAACCGAGCAGCGCUAAGUCCCCUUUCCUCCCCCAUACCAUCCCUCACCGCCUCCGAAUCCGAGGCUUCGACAGUGAUAGCGACACGUUCGCGUGCCGGCAUCUCCUUCAGCCACUUGCUACCAAUACCAGGACUUGAACUUUUAACCUUACCCCCAGACUCUGAUGCUCUCGCGCGUCUAUUGUGGCGUUGCAGCAUCGCACGCAAUCGCAUCUUAUCAUAUCGACCACGCGAACUACCCGUACCUACUCCCGUUCCGUGCUGUGGAGUACCGUACCUUAUCGCAAUCUUCUGGGGUGUCAUAGUGUCACAGCCCAUGGAUCCGAGAUCUCGCCCCGGCAUGGACGUUCUUCGCUCUGUCUUCUCUCCUCGGGACUCGGGGGGCAAUUUCGUGACCGCGCGGCAAACUAGCCUGUGUGACGUCUUGCUGCUCAUCAUGCCCGGCCGGUGUCGAUGCAGGCGACCAGUUGGCUUUCCUCAAGCCACAUCACAAUAA